Messenger RNA from Acanthopagrus latus (yellowfin seabream), 2525 nucleotides. It is a transcript of the gene atad3, whose product is annotated as ATPase family AAA domain containing 3. The coding region runs from base 152 to 2212 and encodes 686 amino acids. Gene Ontology annotation, biological process: mitochondrion organization. Gene Ontology annotation, molecular function: ATP binding; zinc ion binding; ATP hydrolysis activity. NCBI's taxonomy places the organism in Eukaryota, Metazoa, Chordata, Actinopteri, Spariformes, Sparidae. Gene Ontology annotation, cellular component: mitochondrion. The transcript has 16 exons. The record is from RefSeq and is a predicted model, not a curated record.
GGUCGCUGUUUGUCGGACUUUCUCUGGCGCAUGCGCGGAAGAUUACGGCGUGACACGCGUGUGGAGGAAGUGCAGUGACAGUACUGUAGCAGCUGCAGCCUCUCGCCUCACACAGAACCGGCCAAACUGUACCUUAUUUAUAAUUUCCAUCAUGUCGUGGCUGUUCGGCCUGAACAAGGGGCAGCCUGAGGUGCCUCCCGGCCUCCCGGCUCAGCCUCCACCACCUCCGCCGCCGGCCGGAGGCUCCAGCGGCGGUGGAGAUAAACCCAAGGACAAAUGGAGCAACUUCGAUCCCACCGGGCUGGAGCGGGCUGCUCAGGCGGCCAAGGAGCUCGACAAGUCCCGACAUGCCAAAGAGGCUCUGGAUCUGGCUCGGAUGCAGGAGCAGUCCACUCAGAUGGAGUAUCAGAGCAAAAUGAAGGAGUACGAAGCAGCGGUUGAGCAGCUGAAAGGUGACCAAAUACGAAUCCAGGCAGAGGAGAGGAGGAAAACUCUGAACGAGGAGACCAAGCAGCAUCAAGCGAGGGCUCAGUAUCAAGAUAAGCUGGCCAGACAGCGAUAUGAGGACCAACUACGGCAACAACAAGCCCUGAAUGAGGAGAACCUCCGCAAACAGGAGGAGUCGGUGCAGAAACAGGAGGCCAUGAGGAAAGCAACGAUAGAGCACGAGAUGGAGCUGAGGCACAAGAAUGAGCUCCUGCGCAUAGAGGCCGAGUCCAAAGCAAGAGCCCGCGUGGAGAGAGAGAAUGCCGACAUCAUCCGCGAGCAGAUCCGUCUGAAGGCCGCAGAACACAGACAGACCGUCCUGGAGUCUAUAAAGACUGCAGGUGCUGUGUUUGGAGAAGGAUUCAGGGCCUUUGUGUCAGACUGGGACAAAGUCACAGCCACGGUGGCAGGUCUGACCCUUUUAGCUGUGGGAGUUUAUUCAGCCCGAAAUGCAACCGGGGUGGCGGGACGUUACAUCGAGGCCAGGCUCGGGAAGCCGUCACUGGUGCGGGAAACAUCGCGAUUCACUGUUGGAGAGGCAAUCAAGCAUCCAGUCAAGACGGCCAAACGGCUGAAGAGCAAACCACAGGAUGCUCUCGAGGGAGUUGUACUCAGUCCCUCUCUGGAAGAGCGUGUGCGUGACAUCGCCAUCGCAACAAGGAACACGAGGCAAAACAACGGCCUGUACAGGAACAUCCUCAUGUACGGGCCUCCAGGCACGGGCAAAACUCUGUUUGCCAAGAAGCUGGCAGUGCAUUCUGGGAUGGACUAUGCAAUUAUGACUGGUGGUGACGUUGCCCCAAUGGGCCGUGAUGGUGUGACAGCCAUGCACAAAGUGUUUGACUGGGCAACCACGAGUCGACGCGGACUUCUGUUGUUUGUUGAUGAAGCUGAUGCAUUCCUUCGUAAGAGAUCCACUGAGAAGAUCAGUGAAGACCUCAGAGCUACUUUGAAUGCAUUCUUGUAUCGCACUGGAGAACAGAGCAACAAGUUUAUGCUGGUGUUGGCCAGUAACCAGCCGGAGCAGUUUGACUGGGCCAUAAACGACCGCAUUGAUGAAAUAGUGAAUUUUGCUCUGCCGGGUCCUGAGGAGAGGGAGAGGCUGGUGCGGUUGUACUUUGACAAAUAUGUGCUGGAGCCAGCCACUGGAGGGAGGCAGAGGAUGAAGCUUGCACAGUUCGACUACGGUAAAAAAUGCUCUGAGAUAGCGAAGCGGACAGAGGGCAUGUCUGGAAGAGAGAUCUCUAAGCUGGGUGUGGCCUGGCAGGCGGCAGCAUAUUCCUCUGAAGACGGCGUCCUGACAGAGGCCAUGAUUGACGCCCGAGUUGACGAUGCUGUCAAGCAACACCUCCAGAAGAUGAACUGGCUGCAUGCAGAGGAGGAGGCUCAGACCCUUACACCCCCUCCAGCUGGGGCAACAGCCACUGGAGGAAAAAUGGGUUUUACUCUGCCACUAAGUGAUGCCCCUCAGGCAGAGGACGUGAUCGUUCCCAUCCUUGAGAAACAAGAAGGUGAAAGUAUAGCACCUCCUUUAAAUGCCGACCAAUCCGAAGAAGGCAAAGGUGCCAUCCCAGUUGGACAGGACUGUGAAGACACCGUCAAAGCAGAAGCUACAACAGCAGCAGAGAGUUUAGUUGACCCUGCAGCCUCUACUGACAGUGAGGGCAAGGUGGAUAAAGAAGGCAAAACUGGGUCACCGCCUCCAAAAGACGGAACUCCAGUUUGAGUUGUAGAUUUUUUCAGUGGGGCUGUCCGGAUUAUAAAGAUUAGCAUCCUGCCCAUUUAACUAGCCUGUCAGUUAAUGUCUUAAAGUCUGUUGGACUGUCUACGACAGAAGAUGAAAUCAGUGGUGGGGCACCGAUUAACAAUUCAAAACACGAAUGACGCCUGAGAUGGUUUCAUUCUAAUAUAUAUAAUAUAGAUCGUACAAGUCAACAUGGAAACCAGACUGUGUCUGUAAUAACAGUAUAUAAGUGUUGUGCACAGUGGCGUGUCUGUUGGAAUGAUUAAAUGGAUCAGAUUUUUUAUAAAUGGUAAAA